ACCCUCUUUUCUGACAGGCAUUAAUCCGGUCGCCUGCUGGUCCUUCCUCCUUUUCUACGUCGCUGCGCGAGGCCGCUGUCAAGAUGAACGACACGGUUACUGUAAGGACACGCAAGUUCAUGACAAACAGGCUGCUUCAAAGGAAGCAGAUGGUUGUCGAUGUCCUGCAUCCGGGCAAGGCCACAGUCCCAAAGACUGAAAUCAGGGAGAAGCUUGCCAAGAUGUACAAGACCACCCCUGACGUGGUGUUCGUCUUUGGGUUCAGGACUCAGUUUGGUGGCGGCAAGACAACAGGUUUCGCCAUGGUCUACGACUCCCUAGAUUACGCUAAGAAGAAUGAGCCAAAACACAGACUGGCCAGGCAUGGUCUCUAUGAGAAAAAGAAGACCUCAAGGAAACAGCGCAAGGAACGCAAGAACAGAAUGAAGAAAGUGCGAGGCACCAAGAAAUCCUCUGUGGGCGCUGCCAGCAAAAAGAAAUGAAGUGUCAGGUAUAAAUAUAGAGUAGGAGCAUGGAGUGCCCGUGUUUUGCACAUCCAAAGCAGAUAGGUUGGAGCUGUACCGUGCAUGUCACACCCAGUUUACCCUCCCCUUUAGUGGUUCCCUACUCCUGUGGUUUCCAACUCCCUCUGCCUCAGGCCUUUGUACCACUGGACCGUACCUACGAUAGCUAAUGUUUUAACAGACACUUGCUGUCAAGCGGAACACAAGUGUCUUUGGUUGUUUAAGUAAGUGUGGAGCAGCCUGACCAGCGUGUCCUUACCUCACCAUAAUGAAACACUGUUUCAUGUUAGUCACUAUCAGUGUGUUGUUUGGAGCUUCGCUCAAAUCUUCAUCCUAAUACCAGGAAUAAAUGUUCUCAAUAAAGCUUGGAUUAACUUUGGCUGUUUUCUCCCCUCCCAGUGAGCCCCGCCAGCCCAGGAUGCUCUUCAUGCUCAACAUGUUGUUUAUUGUUAUCAAAUAAAAGUUUGGAGAAAAAGACA
Dunckerocampus dactyliophorus (ringed pipefish) is the source of this 982-nucleotide messenger RNA. RefSeq names its product ribosomal protein S24 (gene rps24). The record is from RefSeq and is a predicted model, not a curated record. Lineage: Eukaryota; Metazoa; Chordata; Actinopteri; Syngnathiformes; Syngnathidae. The transcript is spliced from 5 exons. Gene Ontology annotation, molecular function: structural constituent of ribosome. Gene Ontology annotation, cellular component: ribosome. Bases 84 to 482 code for a protein of 132 amino acids. Gene Ontology annotation, biological process: translation.